This is a messenger RNA of Danio rerio (zebrafish), 2264 nucleotides long. The record is from RefSeq and is a predicted model, not a curated record. NCBI's taxonomy places the organism in Eukaryota, Metazoa, Chordata, Actinopteri, Cypriniformes, Danionidae.
GUGUGUGUCUGCAGGAUUGCUUUCGUGUUAGUCUUGUGUGUUUGAAUCUCUCUGGACAGGAGUCAGCAGGUGUGUUGUGCUGGGUUAGGCAGAAGUUUAUGCAUUACUGCAGCAGUCAGAGGUCAGUGUUUGAGCGCUUUUCACAAAUCUAUAUCCUUACAGUAAUUACACGCACUGCAGAUCCCAAGCACACCACACACUCUGCCUAUCGGGAAACAAAUCAGACAAAAAGUAACUGUUAAAUGCGAGAAACAUGAAAUUUACAAUCAGGACAACUGAAAGUUUAGCUAAACUAAUUCGGACUUCACAUGGCUCUCUUCCUUUCUCUAUAAUCUGUUUCUCUCUGCUGUGCUGGUGUGUUUAAAAGAUUAGUUUGCGUUAAAGGCUUACUGUAAGCUACGAUGCAACACUUCCCCUUUCUUUCCAUCUGUCUCGCUCUGCAAGAAAACAGGUGCUUUGAAACUCCCACUGAACAAUAUAUUCUUCAUAGUGAUAUCUGAAACAAUCAGAAUCAGGGAUUAAACUGAAUAGAUAUUAACCUUUUCUGCAAACGAGAAAGAUUUUUCCAGGCAAUCCACCAUGAAACUAGGAGUUUUCCUGUUGCUGCUUUUGGAUUUUUUGCAACAUGUCUUUGCACAACUUCCUAUAACUGCAUUUACUGAAAGAUCGCUUGUGGAGGAAGGCCAAGGAAGUGGUCUGUUAGAAGUGGAACAGGAGGAUGAACUGGCGGACACUUACUGGUCUGGGACAGCCCCGAUCUGCUUUGGAGGGUGUAAAGGCAGACAUAUGGAGCUGAAGAGGGACAACUGUGGAGAUUCAGACUGCUGCUGGGUGGGAUACAAAUCCCUCUGUAGAGUGAAUUGUGGGAAGCCUGAUGUUGACUUUAAUGGGAUUGUUUAUGGGAGUGAUUGGUGGGUCGGAUCUGUGGUGCGUUACGACUGCCGGCCUGGAUUCGUUUUGGUGGGAGAUCCUGCUCGAGCCUGCCAGUCUAAUGGAAAAUGGACGCCUAAACCAUCCUGCCUAAGAGUGUGUCAUCGAGGUCGGGUUGAAAUCAACGAGAAGGACAUUGAUGGGACAUGUUCAUCCACCUGUCCUGAUGCCAAGAGCUACGCAGUCCCUCUAAACCACAAAUGCAGUCGCAUUGAGAACUGCAGGACUAAGGAAUCAGGCUGGAAGCGCUGGUUUACACGCUGCAACUACUGCGACUGUGACUGCUUCACUCCCUGCAGUCUACAGGAGAGAAGAUGGUGAACCUGUUUUUAUUAUUCUACUCAAUGAAGUUAUUAGCAUGUUAAUUACCCCCUUGUUGGCUUGUAGGACAAAAAUGACCCGGACAACAGUUUAACAGCAGAAAAAAAACUUAAAACAGUUGAACUUUUUCUAAAAUGACCCCAACAUUAGAAAAAAUGAAUCAUUUUCUAUUUUCAUAUUUUCAUGAGGGCUGUACACAUUUAGGUCACAACGGCUGUCCUUUGAUCUAUUUGAUACGAUGUGCACCAUUAAAAACUACUGGCACACUUCAACACACACACACUUUCCCAAACUCACACACAAGAAGAAUCUGCUGCUUUAACCUUUAUAAAUACUGUAAAAACGUUAAAUAUUUUAUACAUAUACAGGUACAUUUAGCAUUAGAAAAUAUACCCUUCACCAUGAGUGGUUCUCUCUGAUUAAACAGGGAUGAAAUAUUUAACAAGCAUUAGUAAAUCCAUUUGAACCAGUUUGUGGACUCAUGGUUGUGCUGGUCUAUAAAGGAGGUGUGUUGUUGGUGCGUUGCUAUUUGGAAUAACUGAAAAAGACCACGCCAUUGACCAACUGAAAGCUGAUCUAAAGUCUAGUGCAGGGCAUUUUAGUUAUGUGCCUGUGUAGGUCUAAACACUUACACAUUGCUUAAUACACACAGGAUGUACAGCAAUACACAAAAAUCUUUACAUAUGAAAAUAUUAAAUUAAAAUUAAAUUUAAUUUAAUGUAAUUAAAUUAAAAUGUUACGAAAAAAAUAUUUUUUGACAUAAUAUAAAAACUACGACAUCUAUGCCUUUAUGUCGGGGGGCUUUUCUUUUGUUUAUUCAUGACAAUUUGCUUUUGUAUAUUGUUAUUAUUAUUAUUAGCAGUAUGAUUUAUUAUAUGCAUAUUUAUAUUUGUUUCCAUUUCAUUCGUUUUGGGGACUUAUGUGUCACUAUAUGGGGCAUGAGAAUAGGACAUGUGUUUGGAUAUGUUUUUGAACACACUUCGUUAAUAUUGCUCAUUUAUUACUUUGCUGGA